Molecule: messenger RNA, 717 nt
Organism: Anoplophora glabripennis (Asian longhorned beetle)
Lineage: Eukaryota; Metazoa; Arthropoda; Insecta; Coleoptera; Cerambycidae
Product: GPI inositol-deacylase
Exons: 4
Coding region: 55-717 (220 amino acids)
Biological process (GO): GPI anchor metabolic process; endoplasmic reticulum to Golgi vesicle-mediated transport
Cellular component (GO): endoplasmic reticulum
Molecular function (GO): phosphatidylinositol deacylase activity
Source: RefSeq, a predicted model, not a curated record
GUUCAGUAGUUUAUUAGGUUAUAUAUAUACCUAUAUAGAUUAAUAAUUAAUAAAAUGUGCCCUAUAAAUGGAUUUACAUGUAUUUGCCUAAUCUUUGUAAUUGUCUAUGGUAUUGGAUUAGUAAUUUUUCUAAGCGAUUUUGAAGAAAAUAAAUGUGAGAUGACUUAUAUGUUUGAAUAUCCAAAGUUUGUUAAAAUUUCGAACAAAAAGGAUGAGCAGUUUAUAAAAUAUGGAUUAUAUGCAUAUAGUGAAGGAACACUUACCACAAAGGUUAGAAGUAUGCGUUUUGAUGGAAUUCCAGUAUUAUUUAUACCUGGUAAUAGAGGAUCAUAUAAACAAGUUCGUUCCCUCUCAUCAGUGGCAUUGCGAAAAGCUUUAAGUUUAAGGUCUUACCAUUUUGACUAUUUUACAAUGGAUUUUAAUUCUGAAUUAAGUGGCGUAUAUGGACCUCUACUGUAUGAUCAGCUUAAAUAUAUUAAGUAUUCCCUGAAUCGAAUAUUUGAAUUGUAUAGAGAGGGAAGCAAACCAAAUUCUAUUAUUAUAAUAGGACAUUCUAUAGGCCCCAUUAAUACUACCUCGUGUGAUUCCGAGGAUUGGUUCAGGUCCCUGACCAGGUCCCCUAGAUCCAAGAUGAGCCAGUUGCGAGCUCGUUACCAGGAACCCAAACCAAGUCUACCUCUCUUCCCACAGUUCCUUACCUGCUCCUUGCCAAGAUAG